Messenger RNA from Bombus impatiens (common eastern bumble bee), 5678 nucleotides. It is a transcript of the gene Chc, whose product is annotated as clathrin heavy chain. Bases 454 to 5490 code for a protein of 1678 amino acids. NCBI's taxonomy places the organism in Eukaryota, Metazoa, Arthropoda, Insecta, Hymenoptera, Apidae. Gene Ontology annotation, biological process: intracellular protein transport; receptor-mediated endocytosis. Gene Ontology annotation, cellular component: clathrin-coated endocytic vesicle; clathrin complex; clathrin coat of trans-Golgi network vesicle. The record is from RefSeq and is a predicted model, not a curated record. The transcript is spliced from 13 exons. Gene Ontology annotation, molecular function: structural molecule activity; clathrin light chain binding.
GGAAGGGGUGAUGUUGGAGAGAUUUGCUAGAAAAUCCAGUUACGUGUAUUCUUACGCUACCGAACGUUUAAAUUGACGGAAUUAAAAAGAUAAUUGUGGUUAUUCGAUAUUCGGUUACAGGUCUCGUAUAAUGUAACUAUUUGGAUGCGUUUACAAACGUUUGGCAAUAUCAGAAUAUAGGAUCGAUCGAAACACUUUUGUACUUGAGGGACUAUUUUUAGAUAGAGGGGCGGUCAUUGGCGGCCAUGAUGGGUGUCAGCGGCAAGUAGUGACGGCAUUCACUUUGCGUCAGUUGGUUUUGUGCGCUGAUGGUUGGACCGAGGUUUUUUGGUUGAGAAGAGCGCACUAUAGGCCAAAACAGUUGUACAUAGGAACGAUAGACAGCCGCGAUAGAUUUUUCAUUAGGUAACCGCGGCUGAAAAACCUCGAAAAUUUUGGGAAAACAUUAGGAAAAUGACGCAGUUACUACCCAUAAGGUUUCAAGAACAUCUCCAGCUUACAGCUGUUGGGAUUAAUGCUAACAAUGUCAGCUUUAACACACUCACAAUGGAAUCUGAUAAAUUUAUUUGUGUUCGAGAAAAAGUUGGUGAUACUGCACAGGUAGUUAUUAUCGAUAUGAAUGAUUCUGCAAAUCCAAUCAGGAGACCUAUUUCUGCAGAUUCUGCGAUCAUGAAUCCUGCAAGUAAAGUAAUAGCUUUAAAAGCAAUGAAAACUCUUCAGAUUUUUAACAUAGAAAUGAAAUCAAAAAUGAAAGCUCAUACAAUGACAGAAGAUGUAGUCUUUUGGAAGUGGAUAUCAUUAAAUACUUUGGCAUUGGUAACAGAAACUGCAGUUUAUCACUGGUCUAUGGAAGGAGAAUCUACACCGAAUAAAAUGUUUGACAGACAUUCGUCACUAAAUGGCUGUCAAAUAAUUAAUUAUAGAACUGAUCCAAAACAAACAUGGCUAUUAUUGAUUGGUAUUUCUGCUCAGCACAAUAGAGUGGUUGGUGCUAUGCAACUUUAUUCUGUCGAGAGAAAAUGUUCUCAACCAAUCGAAGGACAUGCUGCUUCUUUCGCCCAAUUUAAAAUGGAAGGAAACGCAGAACCAAGUAACUUAUUUUGUUUUGCUGUCAGAACAGUACAAGGUGCAAAGCUCCAUAUUAUCGAAGUAGGUCAACCUCCUGCUGGUAAUCAUCCUUUCCCAAAGAAGGCAGUAGAUGUUUUUUUCCCACCAGAAGCUGGAAAUGACUUUCCUGUUGCUAUGCAAGUCAGCUCAAAGUAUGAUGUUAUAUAUUUAAUAACAAAGUAUGGCUAUAUACAUAUGUAUGAUAUUGAAUCUGCUACAUGUAUAUUUAUGAAUCGCAUAUCUGGAGAAACUAUUUUUGUCACUGCACCGCAUGAAGCAUCUGGUGGUAUAAUAGGAGUAAAUCGGAAAGGUCAAGUAUUAUCUGUAUCCGUCGAUGAAGAAAACAUAAUUCCAUAUAUAAAUGGAGUACUACAAAAUUCUGAACUUGCAUUGCGAAUGGCUGUAAGAAAUAAUUUGUCAGGAGCUGAAGACUUGUUCGUCAGGAAAUUUAAUUUGCUUUUCCAAAAUGGUCAAUACGCGGAAGCAGCCAAAGUUGCAGCAAAUGCUCCGAAAGGAAUACUCCGAACUCCGGCGACUAUUCAACGGUUUCAACAGGUACCAACUACGCAAGGACAAACAUCACCCUUAUUGCAAUAUUUUGGAAUACUUCUAGAUCAAGGACAAUUAAAUAAAUAUGAAUCUUUAGAAUUAUGUCGUCCAGUGCUUGUGCAAGGUCGUAAGCAGCUUCUUGAGAAAUGGUUGAAAGAAGAUAAAUUAGAAUGUAGCGAAGAAUUGGGUGACUUAGUGAAACAAGCUGAUCCAACUUUAGCUCUUAGUGUUUAUUUAAGAGCUAAUGUCCCUAAUAAAGUUAUACAAUGUUUUGCAGAAACUGGACAAUUCCAGAAAAUUGUACUGUAUGCUAAGAAAGUUUCUUAUACCCCUGAUUAUAUAUUUUUGUUAAGGAAUGUCAUGAGAAUUAAUCCAGAUCAGGGUGUAGCAUUCGCCCAGAUGUUGGUCCAAGAUGAUGAACCCUUAGCCGAUAUCAACCAAAUUGUGGAUAUAUUCAUGGAACAAAACAUGGUUCAACAAUGUACAGCAUUUUUAUUGGAUGCUUUGAAAAAUAAUCGGCCAAGUGAAGGAGCUUUACAAACACGACUUUUAGAAAUGAACUUAAUGUCUGCUCCACAAGUUGCUGAUGCAAUUUUAGGAAAUCAAAUGUUCACACACUAUGACAGAGCUCACAUUGCACAGUUAUGUGAAAAAGCUGGCUUAUUACAACGUGCUUUGGAACAUUACACCGAUUUGUAUGACAUUAAGAGAGCUGUAGUACAUACACAUUUACUUUCUCCGGAUUGGCUUGUAGGAUUUUUUGGAACAUUAUCAGUUGAAGAUUCUUUGGAAUGUUUGAAGGCAAUGUUGACUGCUAACAUAAGACAGAAUUUACAAAUCUGUAUUCAAAUUGCAACAAAAUAUCAUGAACAGUUGACUACUAAAGCACUGAUAGAUCUAUUUGAAAGUUUUAAAUCAUAUGAGGGACUGUUUUAUUUCCUGGGAUCUAUUGUUAAUUUCAGUCAAGAUCAAGAAGUACAUUUUAAAUAUAUUCAAGCAGCAUGUAAAACUGGACAAAUUAAAGAAGUGGAACGAAUUUGUAGAGAAAGUAAUUGUUACAAUCCAGAACGUGUAAAAAAUUUCCUCAAAGAGGCAAAAUUAUCUGACCAGUUACCUUUGAUCAUUGUUUGUGAUCGAUUCGAUUUUGUACAUGAUCUUGUACUGUAUCUCUACCGAAAUAAUUUACAAAAAUACAUAGAAAUUUACGUUCAAAAAGUAAAUCCGUCACGUCUACCAGUUGUAGUGGGUGGUUUACUUGAUGUAGAUUGCUCAGAGGAUAUAAUAAAAAAUUUAAUUCUUGUGGUACGUGGUCAGUUCUCUACUGACGAGCUUGUAGAAGAAGUUGAGAAGAGAAACCGUUUGAAGCUCUUACUUCCAUGGCUGGAGUCUCGUGUCCAUGAAGGUUGUGUUGAACCUGCAACGCAUAAUGCACUAGCGAAGAUAUACAUUGACAGUAAUAAUAAUCCAGAGAGAUUUCUUAAAGAGAAUCAAUUUUAUGAUAGUAGAGUAGUAGGAAAAUAUUGUGAAAAACGUGAUCCACAUUUAGCGUGUAUUGCGUAUGAGCGUGGUCAAUGCGAUAGGGAAUUGAUAAGCGUAUGUAACGAAAAUAGCCUUUUCAAAAGUGAAGCUAGAUAUUUAGUGAGACGUAGAGAUCCAGAUUUAUGGGCUGAAGUUCUUCUUGAAAGCAACCCUUACAAAAGGCCGUUGAUUGAUCAGGUUGUACAAACAGCUUUAUCAGAAACACAAGAUCCUGAAGAUAUAUCGGUUACUGUUAAAGCAUUUAUGACUGCUGAUUUACCCAAUGAACUAAUUGAGCUUCUUGAGAAAAUCGUACUCGACAGUAGUGUAUUUAGUGAUCAUCGCAAUUUACAAAAUCUUUUGAUUUUAACGGCAAUAAAGGCUGAUCGUACGCGUGUUAUGGAGUACAUCAAUCGGCUGGAUAAUUAUGACGCUCCUGACAUUGCUAACAUUGCUAUUAACAAUGAGUUAUACGAAGAAGCUUUUGCCAUCUUUAAAAAAUUCGAUGUGAACACGUCAGCUAUCCAAGUUUUAAUCGAGCAGGUUAAUAAUUUAGACAGAGCUUACGAAUUUGCUGAAAGAUGUAAUGAACCGCCGGUAUGGUCUCAAUUAGCCAGAGCACAAUUACAACAAGGUUUAGUGAAAGAAGCCAUAGAUAGUUUUAUUAAGGCUGACGAUCCAUCAGCGUAUGUAGAUGUAGUAGAAACUACUCAUCGAACUUCUCAUUGGGAGGAUUUGGUUCGUUACUUGCAAAUGGCUCGCAAAAAAGCGCGUGAAUCUUUCAUUGAAAGUGAAUUAAUUUACGCAUAUGCAAGAACCAAUAGACUUGCAGAUCUUGAAGAAUUUAUUUCUGGUCCUAAUCAUGCCGACAUACAAAAGAUUGGCGAUAGAUGUUUCGACGACAAGAUGUACGAUGCUGCUAAACUUUUGUACAAUAAUGUAUCGAAUUUUGCACGAUUAGCUAUUACGCUUGUUCACUUAAAAGAAUUCCAAGGCGCCGUUGACAGCGCUCGCAAAGCGAAUUCAACUCGUACUUGGAAAGAAGUUUGUUUUGCUUGUGUGGAUAGCGGAGAAUUUAGAUUAGCACAAAUGUGUGGAUUACAUAUAGUCGUACAUGCCGAUGAAUUAGAAGAUUUAAUCAAUUAUUAUCAAGAUCGGGGGCACUUUGAGGAACUUAUUAAUUUAUUGGAAGCUGCUUUGGGACUUGAAAGAGCGCAUAUGGGAAUGUUCACUGAAUUAGCUAUACUUUAUAGCAAGUAUAAACCUCAACGAAUGCGAGAACAUCUUGAACUUUUCUGGUCUCGAGUUAAUAUACCGAAGGUACUCCGUGCAGCAGAGCAAGCACAUUUAUGGGCAGAGCUUGUAUUUUUAUAUGAUAAAUAUGAAGAGUACGACAAUGCAGUCCUUGCAAUGAUGCAACACCCUACUGAAGCAUGGCGAGAAGGUCAUUUCAAAGAUGUGAUUACUAAAGUGGCAAACGUUGAACUUUAUUACAAAGCUAUACAGUUUUAUGUCGAAUAUAAACCCCUACUUCUGAAUGAUAUACUACUUGUACUUGCUCCACGCAUGGAUCAUACGAGAGCAGUUGCAUAUUUCAAGAGAACAGGGCAUUUACAACUUGUAAAACCAUACUUGAGGUCGGUUCAAGCAUUAAAUAAUAAAGCAAUUAAUGAAGCAUUAAACGGUCUACUUAUUGACGAAGAAGAUUAUCAGGGACUCAGAACAUCGAUUGAUGCGUUCGAUAAUUUUGAUAAUAUUGCGUUAGCGCAACAACUGGAGAAACAUGAAUUAAUUGAAUUUAGAAGAAUUGCCGCAUACUUGUACAAAGGAAAUAACAGAUGGAAACAAUCGGUGGAACUAUGUAAGAAGGAUCGAUUGUUUAGAGAUGCUAUGGAAUAUGCAGCAGAAUCUCGCAAUCCCGAAGUUGCUCAAGAAUUAUUAGAGUGGUUCUUGGAGAGAGGAUCAAAGGAUUGUUUCGCAGCAUGUCUGUUUCAUUGUUAUGAUUUACUUCAUCCAGAUGUUAUUUUGGAACUUGCGUGGAGACAUCGUAUUUUACAUUUCGCUAUGCCGUAUCUUAUACAAGUUGCACGGGAAUAUAUUACUAAGGUUGAUAAACUGGAAGAAGCUGAAAGUCGCCGCAUGGAAGAAACUGAUCAUCAAGAACAUAAACCUAUGAUUAUGCCGGAACCUCAGUUAAUGUUGACAGCAGGACCAGGUAUGAUGGCACCUGGUUAUGCACCACAAGGCGUAUAUGGAGCACCACCGCAAGGUGUCUAUGCACCACCUGCAGCAGCGUACCAGGCUUAUGGUAUGUGAAACACAAUGUGCAACACGUUCAGUAACAGAGAUCAACAAAAUCUACUUUUCUAUAAUAUCUAGGUAGAACAAGAUUAUUUCAAUAGCUCACAAUUAUAUAAAAUGCUAAAAUAAUAUCAUUAAAGAGAAAAGCGUUGCCGCAAGAUAAUUGUAACAUAAAUAAAAAUAAUGAAUUCAAAGUAAACUAC